Paramecium octaurelia is the source of this 789-nucleotide messenger RNA. NCBI's taxonomy places the organism in Eukaryota, Ciliophora, Oligohymenophorea, Peniculida, Parameciidae. The record is from the annotation of a GenBank genome assembly.
AUGGAAAUUGUCGAAAAGAAAUAAAUUUGUAUAUUUUUGAACUACAAAUAACAAGUUAAUCAAUCAUAAUAUUUCUUCGUAUCUAAAAGUUUCAUGGUUUCCUUGCUGUACUUGGCUUGCAUAAACAUCUGCCACUAGGUUGAGAGACGGGUCUUUAUUUGUGCAUAACCAAAAGCGGGGUGUAGGUUUGAGUUAUUUAGUUUAUAUUAAUUGAAAUUAUAUCAUACCAUUAAAUGGCAAGAUUUUGACUUUUCUUUUUAUUGCUAAAUAUAUUCUUACUUGUUGCAAUUAAUCAUUUCUGUCCUUUCGUUUUUCAAAUGCUCUACUAAGUUUUAGAGUAUUUUCAUUUAUCUAAAUGUUAAUGGAUUAAUUUUUUACUCUUCAGAAUUAUUUGAAGAUAUAACUUAAUUGCUAGUUCAUUAGAAAGAGAUUGGAAACCAAAAGCGAAGAAUGAUAGCACAAGCAGAUUAUAGCAAUAUUGGAUAAGAAGUUCUAUAAGUAUUGAAAUUCUCAAAUAAAUGGUUGAAAAAAUUGGUGGAUACUAAAAUCAAAAUUUAACUUAAUUUUAUGAACCUUAUUGUAUUUAUUAAAUGAGCCUUCCGCUAGGACUAAGAUAAGAAUGUAUUUAGAUUUAUCAAAUGGUUUUCAAUAUUUACUGAAAUAAAUCCCCCAUUGAUCAAGCAAAAAAUGAGUUACGACAAAAAUUUUGAAAGCAAAUCUGCAAUUGGUAAAAGAAGUAACAAUAAAUGUACUCAAAUCUUGGCAAAGUCUCAUUAAUUUAGGAGAUGA